AUGUCUACCGCAUCAGUACAACCUCCCGUCAUCCCUCCCCGGCCCUCCAGGAGUCAGGACAGGGAAGAGGACACGAAUACUUCGUCCCUACCCAAGAUCCCUCCUCGGCCUAUUAAGCGUUUUGACCGCUCCAUCUCUCCGAAUCCCGAUCGCUUUGCGCCUUCGCCUCUGAAUGAGAGCCCCUUCUCAAGGAGUCCCAAGGCCACCCGUUCGUCACCGAGCAAUGGUUUCUUGUCUUCGCAGGACCCCAUUCACAACCGUCCUGGCAGCGUCUCCAUGCCUUCUGUCGGCGAGGAGGGCAAUGAAUACGACGUCGUUGGCGAAGGCUUGGCCAAGUCAUACCCUAAGGCCCCUGCCUCGCCGGAGCACACCCGCUUCGCUGCCGAGGACCUCAAACUACAUGCUCCCAAGCCCACUUUCCCGGCUCAGAGCGCGAAACAGAGGGUCAUGGCCGUUACCCGUACCGACUCCGACAGGGCUGCCUCCUAUGGCAUUGGGAAACCUAGCAGCGAAGAGGCCACCAGGCCCAAUAGUCUUCGAAGGAAGGCCAGCUCUAGCGGCAUGUCGCAAAAAUCGGAAAGUGCUUUUGGCGACGAGGAGCAUGGUAUUCCCGAAAUUGGCCAGCGUGUGCCCAUGAACCCCAACCUCGGCGACGUUCAAGCUCCAUCCCCUGCGCCGGGCUCCGGCGUCACCGAGGGCCUUCGCUCGGGCACCCCUCGUCACCAUUCCCGCAAGCAUAGCUCGCGCGGUUUCAACGAGCUCCCUCCCGGCAGUUACGGUCUCCAUGGCCACACUUCAGCACCUCCGACGGACAAAUUCGAGAGGGCUUGGUACGAGAAGCACCCAGACUUCCUGAAAAAGGACUGCAAGCCUUCCCUCCACGAUCGUCAAAAUGACUACGCCAUGAGCAGCACGGAUUUGAACAAGAUUGUCAAGGAGACUCACAGCCGAGGUUCAGGAAUGGGCACCUCCGCUGCGUAUGUUGGUACUCCUAGCGAGGAGGUCGGGUACCAGGCGUCCGAGGAGUACACCUCCCGCAUUUCUUCCCCCGAACUUCAGCGCAUCAAGUCUCCUCUGAGUCCCUUGAGAGAUUCUCACCCCGAGCUCUCGGUCUCGUCACCUGAUAACGCCGCCACCCCCGGCAGCAAUGAGGGCACGAUUCACGUCGAUGAAUCUCACAACCGCCGCCGAAGCUUCGUUUCCCACGAUCCCAGUCACGAGACCAAGUACAACGCACCCAUUCUAGCCGAGGACGAGCUUGAGAAGGGCGCGCAUCCCUACGAUCUCCAGCCGGCCGUCGAGCCGCCGCCAGAGCGCUCCGGUAGUGCUUUCGAGAUCGAGAAGGCACCGAGUAGACCCACAAGUCGACCUACCAGCAUGUACAACAACCAGUCACAAACGGAGCUGACAUCGACUCCUCUGGAAGAUGUCGAGGAGUACGAGCCGCUGUUCGACGAGGACGGUACCGAGGUGAAGAAGUCCGAGUCCGUGGCAAACACUUGGAAGCCUCGCCAUAAGUUCCCGAGCAAGGACGUUUGGGAAGAUGCCCCCGACAGCGUGAACUACACCGCUGAAGUGUCGACACCCGAGCCAACGGAGACGGAACGUCCUUCGUCCAGGCGUCGCUCCGAACUGCCCACCGAGAAUCCUGCGCUUGAGUUUGCUCGUAAACAAGAGGAGCUUGCAGAGCAGGAAGCCCGCGGCAUCCACAUCAAAGAGAAGAAGCCGGUGCCUGUUGCUCUGCAACAUGUGAAGGACGAAGCUCGACCGCAAAUGGCGAACCGCUUCCCCAGUCGCGAUGUCUGGGAGGACACACCAGAAAGUCUGAUGCACGAGGCUGUUGUCGAUACCCCAGAGCCCACCGAAGAAUCCCCAAUCGAGAAGCCGUAUGUUCCAGCUCGCCCCCAAAAGAAGGGCUCCGAUUCCAGCGCUUCUGCGGAACCGCCCUCAAUUCCUGAGCGCCCGAGGCCCAGGCAUACUCUGAGCAGCGAUGACAAGUCGAAGCCCACGGUCUCGGAGAAACCUAAGCCUCAAGUUCCAGUCCGCCCGGCCAAGGCCGUCUCCUCCGGUGCCGACCUCAAGGAUCAGGAUUCUGCCCCGAAGCAGAAGCCAGCUGUUCCGGCCAGGCCUACCGGAGGUAAAAUUGCCGCCCUUCAGGCUGGCUUUUUGUCUGAUCUUAACAAGCGCCUGCAAAUUGGUCCUCAAGCUCCCAAGAAGGACGAGCCGCCUGCUGCAGAAGCCGUUGAGGAGAAGGAGAAGGCGCCACUGUCCGAUGCUAGGAAAGGACGUGCUCGCGGCCCCCAGCGCAGGGCUCCUGCAGCUAAGACUCCAGUCCCUGCUGCCGAGACCAAGGCGGGACCUACGUUGUCCUUCUCUCCAUUGAGAACUUGCUGGAGUAUCGGUGACAGUGGAGUACUCGAGGUCGAAGAGGCAUCAAAACUGGAGCCUACCAAGGAGCCAGUCCUCCAGGCCGAAGGUACUCAGGAAGCUAAGGAAGCCAAGGAAGUCGGAUUGGAAACAGAACCAGUUGAGCCUGAGACCACAGCUGAGACGGUUCCUGGAGAGCCAGUCGCGAAGGAGCUAUUUGAAGAUAAGCCCGAAGAAGCUAAGGUCAACGUUCCCGCGUCUGUCGACGCCGAGGCCGAGGCGCCGAAGGAGAAGGUCAAGACCCUUGCUGCCAACACUGCUGGCGAGCCUGUGAUCGAGACAACCCUGGCGGAUAAGAAAGAAGACGUUGAGCCCGUCGAGGUGAAGCAGACGGGGGGCGAGGCAGCUUGA
This is a messenger RNA of Colletotrichum higginsianum IMI 349063, 2778 nucleotides long. RefSeq lists its product as uncharacterized. Bases 1 to 2778 code for a protein of 925 amino acids. NCBI's taxonomy places the organism in Eukaryota, Fungi, Ascomycota, Sordariomycetes, Glomerellales, Glomerellaceae. The record is from RefSeq and is a predicted model, not a curated record. The transcript is spliced from 2 exons.